AUGUUCUCAUCCCGCAAGUCUCUAAUUGGAAGGCCGCAACCACAGCCUACUUCUCCACUCACACCUGCUGCCGCAUCGCCAAGGCAAGUCGCCACUCGAGCAUACAGCCUUGCGUGCAAAAAACUUGACAGAGAUGAGCGAAAGAGCAAACAAAAUUACACCUUGAGAGAGCGAUUACUUCUCUACCGUACCAUGAGCCAUGCCGAUGAAGUGUUACAGAAGCGAACCAGACGAACCAUUCGAAGAGUCAUGGACGCCGAAGAAGACGAAGAAGCUUUUGGUCUUCAAACGCCUAGUCAGCCAACCGGAUUGCUUGGUACACCUGCCAAAUUGAUUUGGUCCAGCAUUGAUGACGAAGGUGUUGAUCCGGAUCAAAAACUUUCCGAAGAACGUCUCCAUGAAACGCCCGUCGUGCCGUAUCGUCAGCCCAUUAGAAAGCCCAUUGAACGUAUUAGAGUUCCUCGCCCUCCUCCACAGGAAAUUUCCUUCAAAGAGGAAGUUGUCCCCAUGUCUCAUAGGAUUCCCCGCGAUUGCAAUCAAGUCAAUCGUAACACUCUUGCGACGCAAUCAAAGCCUGCUGUAUUAGCGCAGUAA
This is a messenger RNA of Umbelopsis ramanniana AG, 594 nucleotides long. RefSeq lists its product as uncharacterized. NCBI's taxonomy places the organism in Eukaryota, Fungi, Mucoromycota, Umbelopsidomycetes, Umbelopsidales, Umbelopsidaceae. The transcript has a single exon. The record is from RefSeq and is a predicted model, not a curated record. Bases 1 to 594 code for a protein of 197 amino acids.